AUGGACAUAGCUAUGAGCGAAGCUAGAUACGCGUUAGAUGCCGGCGAAGUACCAGUCGGUUGCUGUAUAUUAGACAAAAAUAGUAAUUUAAUUGCAAAAGCGUCAAAUAACACCAAUCGUUCAGGCAAUGCCACCGAACAUUGUGAGAUGAUAGUUUUACGGCGCAUAUUAGCUUCCAAAAUCGAUGCUUCAAAAUGCGUAUUAUAUGUAACGUGCGAACCAUGCAUUAUGUGCGUUUCUGCAUUGCAAGAAUGUGGAAUUGGAAAGGUUGUAUAUGGAUGUCCCAAUCCAAGAUUUGGCGGCUGCGGUUCAGUACUAACUGUACAUAAAGGCUAUGGAAGAUUUCCGCCCUUACAAGUGGAACCUGGGGUGAUGGCCAAGGAAGCGGUGGAGAUGUUACAGGAAUUUUACUCAACAGGUAACCCAAGAGCGCCUGAAAAUAAACGUAAGAGACCCCUAAAACUCUAG
This is a messenger RNA of Babesia microti strain RI, 468 nucleotides long. RefSeq names its product Atrazine degradation. Gene Ontology annotation, biological process: tRNA wobble adenosine to inosine editing. Lineage: Eukaryota; Apicomplexa; Aconoidasida; Piroplasmida; Babesiidae. The record is from RefSeq and is a predicted model, not a curated record. Gene Ontology annotation, molecular function: tRNA-specific adenosine-34 deaminase activity. Bases 1 to 468 code for a protein of 155 amino acids. The transcript is spliced from 4 exons.